AUGGCCGGCGCCUCCUGGAAAGGGGCAGAUGGAGUACACGGCGAGACAGACUGUAGUUCCAGCACUACGCCUACUCCUUUGUUGUCCAGCGGCCAAGAGAGGAAAAGCUCCCAGCAGACUUCUACAACAACUCUCGUCCCUCGCACACGGAGAGGCCUAGACGUAUUCACCGAUGGGCAUAUGCGAUGUCCUUGCACUGGCGUGUCUACGCUAUUGCCCUGUGGC
Molecule: messenger RNA, 225 nt
Organism: Amoebophrya sp. A25
Lineage: Eukaryota; Dinophyceae; Syndiniales; Amoebophryaceae
Source: the annotation of a GenBank genome assembly